GCAGAAUCUUGGAAUGCAGAGAAUGGGAACAGAAGAUGGGAGAGGAACUACUGUGGCUGUGGGGGAUCAUCAGUCGGACACCGAGAGUGUGGGAAGUGAGAGGUCAGGUUACAGUGGCCCUCUCAGCGGACCUCUCAACAAAAGAGGCAGAAAAAGCGCCAGAUUCAACCUUUCUGACUCAAUCGGGGCCGCCGCCGGUAGUAGUGGCAGUGGCAGUGGCAGUGGCAGCAUGAAUUCUCAUCGUUAUAAUCGCCAUGAUCUCCAGGACGAAGAAGCAUACGUGGAGAUCACGCUGGACGUACGUGACGACUCGGUGGCGGUUCAUAGCGUGAAGGCAGCUGGAGGGGUAGAUAGCGAGGACCCUGAGCUAACGCUGUUGGCCAAGACGCUGGAGAAGAGGUCAUCGUCCUUGGGCUCUUCAGUUAUGCGCACCGCCUCCUGGCGAAUCAGGCAGGUGUCCCAGGAGCUAAGGCGACUCGCCUCCCUCACCAGGCGACCUUCCACUAGGCGCUUUGAUCGGACCAAGUCAGCCGCCGCUCACGCCUUGAAGGGACUCAAGUUCAUCACUAAGACCGACGGCGCCGCUGGUUGGCUCGCCGUCGAAAAGCGCUUCCACGAUCUAACUGCUUCUACUAACGGCGUUCUCCCCCGCUCUCACUUCGGCGAAUGUAUUGGGAUGAACAAGGAAUCAAAGGAGUUCGCGGGAGAGCUAUUCGACGCGUUGGCUCGAAGGAGGAAUAUUACGGGAGCGUCGAUCAACAAGGCGGAGCUGAGGGAGUUCUGGGAUCAGAUCUCCGACCAAAGUUUCGACUCUAGGCUUCAGACUUUCUUCGACAUGGUGGACAAAGAUGCUGACGGGAGGAUCGUGGAAGAGGAAGUUAGAGAGAUCAUAGCUCUGAGUGCUUCUGCAAACAAGCUUUCGAGUAUACAGAAACAUGCGGAGGAAUAUGCAGCCUUGAUCAUGGAAGAGCUAGACCCUGACAACGUCGGUUACAUAAUGAUUCACAAUCUGGAGACAUUGUUGUUACAAGCUCCAAGCCAGUCGUCGGUGAGAGGAGGAGAGAGUAGAAACCUGAGCCAGAUGUUGAGCCAGAAGCUUAAGCCGACGAUAGAGAAGAACCCGGUUUGUAGGUGGUGGGAGAAGAGCAAGUACUUUCUGAUGGACAACUGGCAGAGGGUAUGGGUGAUGGGAGUGUGGAUAGUUUUGGUGUCGGGGCUAUUUGCGUACAAGUUCGUGGAGUACCGGAAUAAUAAAGCGGCGUACGAGGUGAUGGGAUACUGCGUGUGCAUCGCCAAAGGUGGGGCGGAGACGCUCAAGUUCAACAUGGCACUCAUACUCCUCCCAGUCUGCCGGAACACCAUCACCUGGCUCCGCAACAAGACCAAGCUGGGAUUGAUGGUCCCCUUCGACGACAACCUAAACUUCCACAAGGUCAUCGCCCUCGGGGUAGUCGUAGGGGUGGGUCUCCAUGCGGGUGCACAUUUGGCCUGCGACUUCCCAAAGAUAAUGUCGGCCAGCGAGGAGAAGUACGAGCUGGUGAAGCCCUACUUCGGGGAGGAGCAGCCAUCGAGCUACUGGUGGUUCGUGAAGGGGGUGGAAGGGGUGACGGGGGUGAUAAUGGUGGUAUUAAUGGGAAUAGCCUUCUCCCUGGCAACCCCAUGGUGCAGGAGGAACAAACUCAAUAUACCCAGACCCCUCAAGAAGCUCACCGGCUUCAACGCCUUCUGGUACUCUCACCACCUCUUCGUCAUUGUCUACGCCCUCCUCAUCGUCCAUGGGAUCAAGCUCUACCUAACCAAAGAAUGGUACAAGAAAACGACAUGGAUGUACUUGGCGGUUCCGGUAGGGAUGUAUAUGUGCGAAAGGCUGAUAAGGGCAUUGAGAUCGAGCGUGAAAGACGUACAAAUACUGAAGGUAGCGGUGUAUCCAGGGAACGUGUUGGCGCUGCACAUGACCAGACCCCAGGGCUUCAAAUACAAGAGUGGUCAGUAUAUGUUCGUCAACUGUGCCGCCGUUUCUGCCUUUGAGUGGCACCCAUUCUCUAUUACAUCGGCACCUGGCGACGACUACCUGAGCGUUCACAUAAGAACUCUAGGUGAUUGGACACGACAACUCAAAACAGUAUUCUCUGAGGUGUGCCAGCCUCCGACCGGUGGGAAAAGUGGACUCCUUAGAGCUGAUUACAACAACAAUACGCAAGGAGCUGGAAACAUUCCAAAUUUCCCGAGAGUGUUGAUAGACGGGCCAUACGGAGCACCAGCGCAAGAUUACAAGAAAUAUGAGGUGGUGCUGCUGGUGGGAUUGGGUAUCGGAGCCACCCCAAUGAUCAGCAUCGUCAAGGACAUCGUCAACAACAUCAAGUCCAUGGAUGCACUGGAAGACGAAGAACAACAACAACAACAACAUCAUCAUGGGGAGGCACUUGCUGGUGCUACUGCUUCGGGACCAGUUGGAACAAGUUCUUCAACACCACCAGCUCAAUCUUCUUCUUCUUCUUCAACACAUAUUAGUAAGAAGAAAGGGUUCAAGACGAGGAGGGCAUACUUCUACUGGGUCACGAGGGAGCAAGGAUCGUUCGAAUGGUUCAAAGGGGUGAUGAACGAGGUGGCAGAGAUGGACCAGAAGGAUGGGGUGAUAGAGCUCCACAACUACUGCACCAGCGUCUACGAGGAAGGAGACGCCAGAUCCGCACUCAUCGCCAUGCUUCAGUCCCUCAACCAUGCUAAGCACGGUGUCGACGUCGUCUCCGGCACUCGCGUCAAGUCCCACUUCGCCAAGCCCAAUUGGCGUAGCGUCUACAAGCGCAUCGCCCUCAAUCACUCUCAAACCCGUGUCGGAGUGUUCUACUGUGGAGCCCCGGCACUAACGAAGGAGCUGCGCCAGCUCGCAUUGGAUUUCUCUCACAAAACCUCUACCAAAUUCGACUUUCACAAAGAGAACUUUUGAAAUCAGCCCACUAGUAGUAGAAGAAAGAA
Telopea speciosissima is the source of this 2976-nucleotide messenger RNA. Its product is annotated as respiratory burst oxidase homolog protein C-like. NCBI's taxonomy places the organism in Eukaryota, Viridiplantae, Streptophyta, Magnoliopsida, Proteales, Proteaceae. The transcript is spliced from 10 exons. The record is from RefSeq and is a predicted model, not a curated record. Gene Ontology annotation, cellular component: plasma membrane. Bases 14 to 2947 code for a protein of 977 amino acids. Gene Ontology annotation, molecular function: NAD(P)H oxidase H2O2-forming activity; calcium ion binding; peroxidase activity.